Entrophospora sp. SA101 is the source of this 813-nucleotide messenger RNA. The record is from the annotation of a GenBank genome assembly. Lineage: Eukaryota; Fungi; Glomeromycota; Glomeromycetes; Entrophosporales; Entrophosporaceae.
AUGGAUUUUGAAGGCUCUACGGGACUCGACCACCCAGGAGAAAAGAAGGUUGUAUAUAGUAACACUAUAGAUGAGACUUCCGAAGAACGUCGACGAAGGCUUAAUCGUGAACAACAACAGCGUUAUUAUAAAAACAAAAGAAAUAUGGAUUCUGAAGGCUUUAUGGAUCUUGAUCAAUCAGGAGAAUAUGCAAAAAAUAUGGAUUCUGAAGGCUCUACGGGACUUGACCAAUUUUUAGAUCCAAGUUUUAGCAUUACCUCAGAAGAUAACGUGACUACCCCCACUGAGCAAGAAGUAGUUAUUCCUCUGACUACUGUUCCUCUAAAAACAUUAAAAACACGUAUUAUCCAUGGUCUUCACAAGGAAUUACCAUAUCCUCUCAACACUCUUCUUACUAGAACAGAUCCAAGUGCACGUUUAUUUAGGAAAAAUAUUAGGUUGUAUAAUUCAGCUUUGACUUUUACGUCUAUGGGUGCAAAGGUUGAUCAUAGUAUAACAGGAACAAGUGGCAUUUACAGCUUUCGUGUUCAUGGUGAAAUGUAUUAUAGCGUAGACACAAUACUUCCUGAUAAUGAAGUUCACCCUCAGUUUGCUCAAAUAUAUGUGUAUGAUACUGAGCAUGAAUUGCAAAACAGAAUGAAUGUAAUGCCUAAUCUUGACCUUGUAUCAACACACUAUGUUGUUGUACCAUUUCUUAUUAAACCUUCUAACCAAAACCUUAUGAUAUCUGAAAACAAUAAUGAAGAAGAUGAAUAUGAAGAUAGCAAUACUAUUGAAGACGCUGGUACUGAGGCUAAUGAUUGUGAUGAUUAA